Alligator mississippiensis (American alligator) is the source of this 930-nucleotide messenger RNA. RefSeq names its product NADH:ubiquinone oxidoreductase core subunit S3 (gene NDUFS3). The coding region runs from base 64 to 837 and encodes 257 amino acids. The record is from RefSeq and is a predicted model, not a curated record. Lineage: Eukaryota; Metazoa; Chordata; Crocodylia; Alligatoridae. The transcript has 7 exons. Gene Ontology annotation, molecular function: NADH dehydrogenase (ubiquinone) activity.
UUCCGCUUCCGGUCCGUGCCCUUGUGUGCCUGUGCCUGCGGUGCGGUGCGGGGCCGGGCCGGGAUGUUGGCGGCGGCGGCGCGGGGCCUGGCCCGGGCUGGGCUCCGAGCUGCUACAUGCCCUGCAGUGCGGCAGCAAGCACGUUGCUUGGAGAGCUCCACAACAGAGACCCAUCCUACCAUUAGACCAAAGGAUGAAGUGCAACAAAAGCAGCUCUGUGCUUUUGGAGAGUAUGUGGCUGAAAUUCUGCCCAGGUACAUCCAGCAAGUCCAGGUGACCUGUUUCAAUGAAUUGGAGAUCUUGAUCCAUCCAGAUGGGAUCAUUCCUGUUCUGACUUUUCUUCGAGAUCAUACCAAUGCCCAGUUCAAAUCCUUGGCUGACUUGACUGCAGUUGAUGUCCCAACUCGGCAAAACCGUUUUGAGAUUGUUUACAAUCUCCUGUCCCUGCGCUUCAACUCUCGAAUUCGUGUGAAGACAUAUGCUGAUGAAUUGACCCCUCUUGAUUCGGCAGUCUCGGUGCACCAGGCAGCAAACUGGUAUGAAAGAGAGGUUUGGGACAUGUUUGGAGUCUUCUUUGCCAAUCACCCUGACCUAAGGCGAAUCCUUACUGAUUAUGGGUUUGAGGGCCACCCCUUCCGGAAGGACUUUCCACUAUCUGGAUUCGUGGAGGUGCGGUAUGAUGAUGAGGUGAAACGGGUAGUUGCAGAGCCUUUGGAACUAGCCCAGGAGUUCCGCAAAUUUGAUCUGAAUAGUCCCUGGGAGACAUUUCCUGCCUAUCGUGAAGCUCCAGAACCCUUAACAAUAGAAGCAGGAGACAAGAAAGGAGAUGUGAAAUAGCUGUACAAAGAAGAGAGAGCUUGGGCCUUCCCUUGUGGAAUUGCCCUUCCUGUUCUACCUUCAUAUUUAUGAGAAUAAAAUUUGAUGGUAACA